UUAGCUGUGAGGUUUACCACAGUCAAGAUCUCAAGAGUGUUGCUUAUUGAUUCUCACCAAUACAAUAUAUAUAUAUAUAGAUAUAUAUAUAGAUAUAUAUAUAUAGACACACACACACACACACCAUUCAUAGGGUGGUGUGCUGUUUAACAUAUCUAGGUACCUCAUCUAGCUUAUAUAAUGCUGCAAGAUCUUCUAAUGGAGCAGUAGCAAUGAAUACAGACUACUACAAUGUAUACUACAGCAGUAGCCAAUUAAUUAACCCAAAAGUAGAGAUGGUUUCUUAAAGUAUAUCCAUUCAUAUAAGAACACAAGAAAAUCUGAGAGCACCAAAUAGGAACAAUUUGAGUUUUACCUCCCAGCAAUACAUACAUAUUUCAGUUCAGGAGUGUAAACAAGUUUUGAGCAAUUCUUUUCAACAUAAUACAGGAGUCCCCUUGUUUGAUCAAUAACCCCUGACACACCUUUUGGAGGUGGUCUGCACAGAAUAUAGGUGACAAUUAUUUGACACACCUUUUGGAGGUGGUCUGCACAGAAUAUAGGUGACAAUUAUAUGUCAGGAAGAAAUUUGAAUUAAGCUUUUGUUGAUGGAAACACAUAAGUUAAUAUAACAUGUUAUCAGUAAGCAAGCAGCCCUCAAAGACAUGGUCAGAGGGAUCCAGAAUUCUUAGCAAGAACUUAUCAUGAAAAAAUUUAAUAACCUACUGGUGGGGGGUUCCAAGAGUCAAUAACAGGGAAAUAUCUGAUUUCCCUUAUUCUUCCAUGUAGAGACGUGCAAGCCAUGGGUUUUGAUGUUAGAAAGGAUGACAAGAGAACAAGUGCUAGGACUGGGAGAGUCACUAUCAGCAAAUGGGUUUGUUCUGCAGAGGGGAAAAGACGAGAGAAAUAUAUGGACAACAAUAACAAUGUCCGUAUGCCAAAGAAAUUGACAAGGUGUCACUGCCCAUGUUUUCUCAAGGUGAGGUACUUCAAGGAGAAGAACUCGUAUUAGCGAGAACGGAUGUAGAGAUAUGGGACACUUACCCGAACCCUGCACGCACUAUGGCUCGAAAUGAUCUUGUUUAUUUUGUGCUUUUGGUAUUGGACACAAUAUUUGACAAUGAAAUCCAAAGUAGUUUCAAGAAAGGAUGGUCGUUUUGUUCAUUCACAGUUUUCAAUGUAGAUGACAUUCACAUUCAACAAAACAACUCCGAUUGUGGCAUUUUCAUGCUCAGAUACAUAAUAAACUAUGAUAAUCCGUUGAAAGAUGAGUUAGAUUCUGUAAAUCGUCGUGUGCAACUUGCCCUUUGGAUGUUGAAGCACCCAAAGAACCAAGCAUGGGUGAAAAUUAAUGAGGCUUUAGAUAAUGAAAACAAAAAUGAUGGUGCCAAGAACAAGAUCAAGACAAUAGAAGAAAUUGAUGAAGCUACUGGAAAUAGUGUUGAUCAACAUCAGGGUAGGAGCUAUUCAAAAGUCGUGCAGAGAAAAACCUCAACACUACAAGCAAGGGGUCGUGGUCGCCCUCAUACUGCAAAGAAUAAAAACUCUCGAAAAUAAAUCUAAAAUUUGUUUUAAUAGAAUCUUUAUGAGAUUGUCAAAUGUUUUAGGAUAAUGAGUGCAAAUCUCUAUGUUUCAUUUCGUCAUUCCUCCUCACAACUUCAUCUAAAAUGUUUCUUCCCAAGUUUUUUUUUUUCAAAA
This is a messenger RNA of Rosa chinensis, 1677 nucleotides long. RefSeq lists its product as uncharacterized. The transcript has 3 exons. The record is from RefSeq and is a predicted model, not a curated record. NCBI's taxonomy places the organism in Eukaryota, Viridiplantae, Streptophyta, Magnoliopsida, Rosales, Rosaceae. Bases 946 to 1536 code for a protein of 196 amino acids.